CAAAGACAACGACGUCUCCCGAUAAUUUGGUAAGAAACUUUUUACCUGAAAAUGAACAAAAUUCGUUAAAAUUAUGCUUGAACAAAUUUGACUUGUACAAUUCGGGUUUUGACGAAUAGAUGAACUCAGGGAAACCAUUUACGAAGUUACAUGUGUAAUUUUAACCAUGUUUGGAGAUUUGUUCGACGACACUGCUGAGGGAAUUUCCCCGACCGUGAAAUGUGGUGGUGGUGCCAGCAGCAGCAGCAGUGGUGGUGGGACAUCUCUAACGCCGACCACGGCACCGCGAUCUAGCUGUGGACUGGCCGGAAUUGACAAUCGUGGGGCGACGUGCUACAUGAAUGCUCUGUUACAAACCUUGUUAUUUACGCCAGAAUUUAGAGAGUCAUUAUUUGCGCUUGGAUCAUCAGAACUUGGAGAGUUGGUUAAAAAAGAUCUUCCAGAGGCAAAGGUGCGGGUUAUACCGAUUCAGCUUCAGAGAUUAUUUGGUCGACUCUUACUUCUCGAUCAGCAAAGUGCAUCCACUAAGGAACUUACUGAUAGCUUUGGUUGGCAAAACAAUGAGCAAUUUCAACAACAUGAUGUACAAGAACUGAAUAGGAUUCUAUUCAGCGCUAUUGAGGAUUCACUCAUAGGAACAUCUGGCCAAGAACUUAUAUCGCAUCUUUAUCAUGGGAUUAUUGUUAACAAGAUUACAUGUGAAGAAUGUAGAAGAGUCAGUGAAAGGGAGGAAGACUUUUUGGAUCUGACGUUAGCUGUAGCUUAUUACUCUGGGGUACUAGAUACUCUGAAUACAUGUUAUGUUGAUGUAGAACGAAUGGAGGGACAGAAUCAAUACCACUGCAGUAGUUGCUGCAAAUUAGUCAAUGCUAUCAAGAGCGCCAAAAUUCGGUCCCUGCCGUCUAUUUUGACUGUGUCCUUGCUACGAUUCAGCUUUGAUUACCAGAAAUGUCAACGAUACAAGGAAAUAGGGAAGUAUAUCUUCCCACAAGAGAUUGACAUGACAGACUACUGUGAGAAGAAAGAAACAUCUAAGACUACAGUUUAUGAAUUGUACUCCGUUUUGAUCCAUAGUGGAAGUACACAUGGUGGACAUUAUCAUGUAUACAUCAAGGAUAUAGAUGGGCUUGGAACCUGGACAACACCUGAGAAGGAAGUGACGGUUCUACACAGUAAACCAUCCAAAGAUAGAAAAGUUGACUUAAUUGAGCUUAAUUCACCUUUGGAGCUGCUUGCUACAAUGCUGAGAAAACGAGGUGGAGUCCAGCAAAAGAUGCAUCUUGAUAAAUUGUGUCAGGCCUUAAGUGACGAGACUGGUGUGUCAUGGAACAAACGAUUCAAGAAAAAAUAUGGAACUGCAACCAAGUUUGUGAAAAGUCAUCAAGAAGUCUUCUUAUUUGACCCUCAAACAAACUCUGUGUCUAUGAAGCAGCAUUCACAAGAGUUCCCUGUUGCCAUGUCAACUGAUGAGUCACAUCAAAGCGAGGACAAUUCUGCAUUGAGGGGCAGUUCUUGUUCUGCAGAGCCAACUGCUGGUCCUGAGGCAUCAAAUGGAUUGAACAUAGAAGGAUUCAAGGAAUCACAGAAUGUAGAGAAUGGGUCUAGACUGAAUCCUGAUGAAGUGGAAGGCGGAGACGGUGAUAGUACUAAGUGCCAGGCUGUGGGCAGACAUAGUGAUAACAAGAAAAUCCCCACCCUGGGGGAUCAUGAUGCCAAGGCAGUUAUACAAGGACCAAGAACUGAUCAUCUUCCAUGUCAUGAAGAAAUUGGGCAAGGGGAGGUUUCAGAACAGUCUGGAAAGGACGCUGACCCUAACCCUAACCAAGUUUGUGAGACUGAUGCAGACCCCGACUGCCAAAAAUUAACUGACCUAAAGACUUCUCAAUCUUCUUGCCAUGAAAUGCUACAGCAGCCAACUUCAGAAAAUAGCACUUUGGGUUCUAAGGGUCAACUGGAUACUAAGACACAAACUGUAUUCAAAAAGGGAGAAGACAUUGAUAAGUCUGAAGACCCUGUGGAGGUUGAAAGUAAAAAACACUGGUUUGAUUUUAAUGAUUCCAAGGUGACAUCUAUUAAUGAAAGUUUUGAUCUCCCAAGACAGUUUUCAGGCAGGGAAAGUGCCUAUAUGCUUUUCUACAGAAGAAAGUCAAUGGAGAGAACAAAAAAAGCCGCAGCAAACAUCCAACAAGGAAUGCCAGAGUGGUUACUGAAUGAAGUUCUUGAGGCCAAUAAACAGCUCAAUAAACAGAGGGAAGAAUAUGACAAAGCCAUAAACUCUGUACAGAUCUCUGUUGUGUACAGUGAUUUGUAUGAGUACAGGUCGUGUGCUCUCCAUAAGAAACCCACUAUAGAUGUAAGUCCAUGCAGGCUUUCUAUUGAUAGAAGGAGGUCAGUGGCUGAUCUUAAGACACUCAUAAUGAAGGAGCUUGGUGAGUCUAUUUUGAAUGGUCUGACUGUUCAGAAUGUAUGUCUACAUUCAGCUAAGGUGUUACCUGCCGGCCUACACCUCUACAACUGCUUAUCGGAAGACAAUUCAGCCAUCCUUAAAGACAUUGGUCUGACUGAUGACACACUUAUUUUUCUCUGGGAUGGGAAGAAAGUGGAUGGAAUGGAGAUAAGAAGUGGAGAGUUAUGCGAGCCAAUCCUCAUCAACUUGACCUAUGCUGUGACCAGAGAUAACCAGGAAACUGCAGAAAUCCAGAAGGGCUUUGCUAAGGAUCUGACUAUUGGAGAGAUGCGUGCUUUGAUUAGUGUUGAGACUGAGAUACCCCCUAUGUUCCUAACAACUAGUAGGGUGGUGUCAAGUGCCGUCUUGAUCAGGGAGGAGGAGGAUGGUAAGACAGUGGAGGAAAUGGGGAUGAAGGAUGGAGACAGAAUUAUUGCUGAGUACAAGAGGAGAGGGAAAGCGUCGUCUUUGGCUGCUAAUGAAGCGAUGCGUCAAAGCCGUCUAGUUCUUGUGACAGUUGAGAAUCGCUGUUGUGUAGCACCAGAAGGAACAGAGUUGCCAUUGAUACAAGUUGAAAUUGAUAAAGAUGUGACUGUUGCCGAGUUGAAGACCUGCAUCUGCUCUCAGUUAAAAGACACAAAUAAUCAGAUAAUAACUAGUGAAUGUCGGCUCCGUGUUAAUGCAUACAGUGCAGGACUACAGCCACCAUUACACGAGAGUCUAAAGAUAGUUGAGUUUGGAAUAAAGUCUGGUACAGAGUUGAUCAUAGAGAGAGGUGAACCACCCAGGACUAAUCAGAUCACAAUCGGCUUUUCAGUUUGUGUCGGAGGAAUUCAACAGAACCCAACAGAAUUGAUGGUUGACAAGAAAUCAACAGUGCAAGAGACUUUGGAAAUGGUGGCUGGUAUGUCUGGUGUGACUGGUGACCAAUGGCAUCUACGUAAGACCAAUUGGUGUGGAGAACCAACAGAGUUUCUUCAAGACACUAGCUCAACUCUAGACCAAGAGAACAUCUUGAAUGGUGCCUUGUUGCUCCUUGAGGAGGGUCGUUUACCUCCUAAGGGUUUUAUUCGACUACCCAUCUGGAUUUACCCAUCUCCAGAUAAGGGUCAAGAUUCAACCUCCAAUGCUCAGAAGGAGCUGCUCAGUUGGAUUAACACGCAGAUAAUGAAUUUAAUCUUGUCAAAUGAGUUGCAAAAGGACAACACUGUUGGAAAGUCACAACAUGCUCUGGUAGGGAAUGUAGAGCUCUCCCAAGAUGCUACCUUAAAUGAUCUUAAAGUGCAGAUCCUAACAUUGCCAGGGAUGUCUGAAGUAGCUCUACCAGGUCCAGACUUUCUUAGAAUACGUCUUAUGGAUCGAGGACACCUUGGACGGGUACUCAGAGAAAAUCACCAGACUCUCAGGAAAUUAAAGAUUGCAGGUGCCUCUCAAAUCGCAGUUCAAAUUUUACAACAAGAAGAAAACCUCAGUGUUAGUGCAAUAGUUUUAAACAUCUGUCGACGUAUACCAGAGACACGUACUUACCUCAAUGCAGAAGAACUGAUAUGGGACACUUCUAAAGCAGCAUCUCCAGAGAGUUUACGACAAGUUAUAGCUGACCAUUUCCUUCUUCCAGUGGAGCACACUGCCAUCGCUAAACAUCUCAUUCAAAAAUUUGAGUGGCUGGUCAUACAACAAUCAGUGACGGAGAAAAAAACUGGAAAAGGGCGCAACAAGAAGAAAAGAAAAGGAGGAGCCAAGGUGCUUAUGGCGAAUCUCAAACAAGCUCCAUACCACAUUAAGGAUGGAGAUACACUUGGUGUCAAGGAUCUGAGGUUUGACUCUUUAAACAAGGAUGAUUUUACCACAGAGGAGGAUGAUGAUGGGAAGAAGGCAUUGGAGAAAGAAGUAGAGGAGAAGAGAAAAAGGCGGCAAGAGCAAAAGGAGACUGAUGCAUCCUCAGAAGCUGGAGUUAAGAAGCAGCAUCAGAAGAAACCAGAAGUUGGGCUGACCAUCCGUGUUGCUAACUUCAGAUAGCCUUAGUGAAUUGUAUCAAACAUUCGAUUCUGUAUUUACUAUUAAUCUAUAAAUCAGUUGACAUCUCAUUGGAGUGUUUUUGUGAGAUUCACUUAUGUUUUAUUAUGAUAGAAAAUUAUUUAUGGAAAAAAGAAUAUUGAGUAAAGUAAUUGCUGAAGAUGCUUGAAACAAACCUCUCCCUGUGCAAGCUUAUGCCAAAUUAUAAAUAUUAUCUUGUUAGUGUAGAAAGUUGCAAACGUUUAUACACCUUUUGUAAUUUUCAAAUCUGUUUUGUGAUUAAAAGCCAUUAACAAGAAUUUAAAAAGAAAUUGACUCUGAAACACUCACUAAUGCUAUAGGUUUUCUUGCUAAACUUGUUCAGUGCCAAUAAACAAUAUUUGUACUGGUUAUCUUUCCUCUUUUCCUGAUAAAUAUCAUUGUAGCUUUACCAGUAUCAUGAAUAAAAGGUUGUUUGUUUUUAACUUGGGCUACAGCUGCCAUGUUAUAUGUUUUAACAAUGGACCAAUGGUUAAUUUAGAUAACAAUCUAUUUUGAUUUUAUUGAUUUACCUUCUAAUCAAUUUACAAUAACUGUCACUUCAAGGAAGAUGAUAUCAACAUGAAUCCUUUAAUUCCAAAUACAUAAUAAGCAAUUACUGCCCAGAAAAAAAAAGAUACUAGGCAGUGGACACUAUUGGUAAUUACUCAAAAUAAUUAUUGGCAUAAAACCUUACU
Messenger RNA from Asterias rubens (European starfish), 5178 nucleotides. Its product is annotated as ubiquitin carboxyl-terminal hydrolase 40-like. NCBI's taxonomy places the organism in Eukaryota, Metazoa, Echinodermata, Asteroidea, Forcipulatida, Asteriidae. Gene Ontology annotation, biological process: protein deubiquitination. Gene Ontology annotation, cellular component: nucleus; cytosol. Bases 167 to 4465 code for a protein of 1432 amino acids. The record is from RefSeq and is a predicted model, not a curated record. Gene Ontology annotation, molecular function: cysteine-type endopeptidase activity; cysteine-type deubiquitinase activity. The transcript has 27 exons.